AUGGCAGCAAAAGACGGUGCCUCUGGUGCGCUCAGCUGUGAGCCCUCGGUUGCUCUUCCGGAGAGUGUGGCCUCAACAACGUCUGCGCAGUCUCCAUUAGUCUUGCCUCGUGCCAACCCUGGCCCCGUGGCUGUGGUAAGCUCGAUCUCCACUCGGGAGCCACAGCUAUGGUACUGCUGCCCGCACUGCGAGAGGAUGUGUCCUAACCGAAACACGCUGGCUGUCCAUGUGCGCAUCCACAUGGAAGAUAAGCCUUUCAAGUGCGCGCUAUGUCACUCGGCCUUCGCGACCAAGGCGUAUCUCAUUGACCACGUGAAGAGGCACAGCAGUGGAAAAACCAUGACGUGCAGCGUGUGCUUCCAGGGCAACUGCACCAAGCACGACAUUGUGCUCCGUCGUCGGCAAAGCGGAGAGCGAGUGUUCAGAUCCGAUCACCGCAACAAGGCAUUCGCUGUCUACGCGGGUAUUGGGCACACCGCGGCUUCUCAGGUUCCGUCACAGCAGAACAGAGCCCAGCCAGCUUGUGAGGAGCCGUGA
Messenger RNA from Rhipicephalus sanguineus (brown dog tick), 537 nucleotides. RefSeq names its product zinc finger protein 182. Bases 1 to 537 code for a protein of 178 amino acids. The record is from RefSeq and is a predicted model, not a curated record. Lineage: Eukaryota; Metazoa; Arthropoda; Arachnida; Ixodida; Ixodidae. The transcript has 2 exons. Gene Ontology annotation, cellular component: nucleus.